Diabrotica balteata is the source of this 1817-nucleotide messenger RNA. The record is from the annotation of a GenBank genome assembly. Lineage: Eukaryota; Metazoa; Arthropoda; Insecta; Coleoptera; Chrysomelidae.
AAUAACAAAUGUCACCCAAAUUUGUCAAAAUUAGAAUAAUUUAAAAAAUGACUUCGUUUCAUAACGAUAAACAUUUCUGCAUUCUCCCAAAAAGAAAAAAACAUUACACCAAACCGUUGCAUCCAGCAGCUGGAAUACUAGCAAAACUCUACGUAAAGUAUAAAUCUCUUGUAAUCUUGGACUUAAACAGCACCCAGGCGAAGGAACAUUAUACACAUGCUUCAGUAAUGAGAGCUGAACUAAGGAGACAUGCGAAUGGACCGCAAAGCUAUAUUAUACAUCCUUUUAGCAAACUGAAUGCGUUUAUAGAAAGAUUUUUCUUUUUACUGUUGCUUCAUCGUACUGUAUUUGUAGUGUACGCCAAGCUAAAAUCACCGAAUUUAUUUUUAUCUUGUUUAGUAAGAGACGCUUUUCAUGUUUUUAUUAUGGCGUGUUUUUUCUUCACAGGAUAUGCUGAUAAAAAAACUAGAGAGGUAUGUACUGACCACUGUAGCGUUAUCAAACAUUAUUUAACAACGUACUUCGUGAUAGAUCUGUAUUUAGCUAUAGAGGAAUACAUUCAGAUCCUAAGGUUUGAAAUAGUUACUUUAUUUGUGAUGUGUAUCAGUUUACUGUCAUAUAUUAUCAGAUUUAGAAGUAUCAGUUACCUUAUUAAUGACACUUUGGUAGCCUUAAAAAUUAACAAAACAUUCUGCUUUAUUUUAUCCCAAACUGCACUCUUAGCUUUCGUUCUGCAUAUUUUCACAAGCUUGGCAUACUGGGUACCGACACAUUGGUACAAUCACUUUCAAAAUCAUCCUAAUGAUUCUUGGAUUAGCCAAAAGGGUAUAAGCUUUAAAAAAUACGAUGUAUUUACUUAUAUCGACAGCUAUUCCCUCGUUGUUGCUUAUUUCAUGGGAACUAGUUGUUAUGAUGUAGUUACUCAACCCAUAGAACAACUGAUAUUUGUUAUAUACACUUUUACUGGUAGAUUGUAUAUUUUGGUUAUUAUUGCAAAAGUGUUAAUAUUUUUUGGAUACUCUGAUGUAUCCGAGAGCGCUUAUGAAAAUUUAUACUACCAACUUACCAACUAUAUAAGAGCAAUGAAGGUACCACCACAGAUUAAAAAGACUCUUUUCGAAAGGCUUAAUUAUACCUAUCAGAAGAAAUAUUUUAACGAACAAGAAAUUUUAAGUACGUUUACAGAGCACAUUAAAUCUGAACUAUUUCUUUUUGGAGGUAGAAACUUAAUAUCCAAAAACCUGUUAUUAAAGAAUCUGGAUAAAUAUGAAUUAUCAAAGCUGUUUAUUAAUAUGAAAUCACAUUUAUUUUCACCCGAGGAGAUUAUUUUGGAUUUUGAUGACAUCCAACCCUACGUUUUCUUUGUUUCCACUGGAUCGGUCGCAGGAUUCACCCUAGAAGGUAUGCAGUUUAUCCAUUUAGGCGACGGAGAUGUUUUCGGAUGCAUCAGGUUACAUCCUUCAGCACAACGAUUAUAUAAUCCAUUGUAUUUAUCUUUGGAAACAACGGAAGUUUAUUAUAUCCAUUAUAAAGAGCUUCGGUGGGCAUUACAUGAUAAUCAUAGUGUAUAUAAUUAUUUUGAGAGUAUCAGAAGGGAGAGGCUUAGCAAGUAUACGAGAUGCACAAUUUUCAAAGGCAAAAUGGAAACGACUCUGGACCAGUUAAAAAAAGGAGAGUUAUUGGAAAAGCGGAGGUUAAAACAUGGACCUCCGAUGGUUUAAUAUAUUUAGUUUAUUAUUAAUGUUAUUGUUUAUCACUGUUAUUUCUUAUAUGUUAAUGUUACAAAAAUUUACAAAUAUUAUAUUAUUUGAACUGUU